AUGCAGUUGUCUACCCUCAUCGGCGCCUCUUUCCUGGCCAUGGCCUCGGCUCAAAACACCUCAUACCCCCCCAUCAACCUUGGAUACUUCUCAUACCCCCACGGAAACCAGUUCAUCGCCUGGUCUCCCUUCACCCCUACCCGAACCCAAGAGAUUGAGGAGGUUUGCGAUACCUACGGCGCCAUCAAGGGCACUGCCACCUGGACUUCCAUCCGCUCAUACAACACAUACGUCUUCGACCCGAUUUGCCGCAACCCUUUCAACAUCACCUCCGACGAGACCGGCGAGACAUACUACAACCUUGAGGUAGCAUGUGUGGACGACAACAUUGAGCUGCAAGGUCGUCCUGAGGUCACCGCUAUCGUCGACGUUGCCACGAACAAGACGGUCCAGACGUGCGUGCCCGCGGUCGUUGAGGGAGAGAACUACUCGUCAUGCUCCACCUACCGCGGCCAGGGAGUCCAAUUCAGCUUUGCUUGUUCGUCAUAA
Molecule: messenger RNA, 489 nt
Organism: Colletotrichum karsti
Lineage: Eukaryota; Fungi; Ascomycota; Sordariomycetes; Glomerellales; Glomerellaceae
Exons: 1
Coding region: 1-489 (162 amino acids)
Source: RefSeq, a predicted model, not a curated record